Messenger RNA from Phycomyces blakesleeanus NRRL 1555(-), 891 nucleotides. RefSeq lists its product as hypothetical. NCBI's taxonomy places the organism in Eukaryota, Fungi, Mucoromycota, Mucoromycetes, Mucorales, Phycomycetaceae. Bases 1 to 891 code for a protein of 296 amino acids. The record is from RefSeq and is a predicted model, not a curated record. The transcript has 2 exons.
AUGUCAUUCUAUCUUCGUAAAGGCCUCUCUUUUCUGGGUGUAGAAGACAAGUCAGCCUAUCCACCAGCUGAGCUGUUGGCAGACGAUGAUUGUCUUAGCUGCCAAGAUCCAUGUGCCGAACACAAGCCAUACCCAUCUAGUCUCAAGAUCGACCAAAACCUUCCACUGGUUGGCUCAGUCAAACCCUACGGUCGCCAUAUCAUCAUCAGCACAGGAAAGUCAGACUGGCCCUCAAAGAUCGAAAAGGAUACCGGAUCCCUGGCACAUGCUCUUCGGAUAGCCGAGGACAAACAGCCCACGCAAUUGCGCAACUUUGUUACGAAUGCGUCCUUGGUUGCAACCGAGUCUAGUGUUCCUAAUGGCCACGAUGUGGUUGUGUUGCCGGACAACAUAUACUUGUCAAACGUGACUCCAGAGAAUGCCCUGGACUUCUGGGAGAUCUUUAUCAACACUCCUCUUCCACUGGGCGAAAAUCCCGAAAAACCCAAUUAUGAACAGGCUGCCUCAAAAGGCAUCACUGUUAAGCAAAAUCCCUAUGAGUCAAUGAUUAUGAUUUGCUCCCACCGAAAGAGAGACAAGGCAUGUGGUAUCACUGCCCCAAUCCUGGCAGAUGAGUUUGAGCAUAUCUUGAGAGACAAGGAUAUUAGUGAAACUGGACCGGGAAGUAUUGUUGUUUGGAUGGUCAGUCACGUAGGAGGACAUAAAUAUGCUGGUAAUGUUAUAUGUUAUACUCAACAAGGCACCUGUGGUGUGUGGUAUGGUCGAGUAGCAACAUGCGAUUGCAACCCCAUCAUUGAAGAAACCAUCUUGAAGGGAAAAAUCAUCAAGGAGCUCUACCGUGGAUCAAUGGAUCACAGCUUUGACAAGAAGCUUCAUCCUCUCAAGUGGUAG